AUGGCGACAAAACACUUUUUCCCCGAUACCCACAACCUCGUCGUCCGCGGCCUUGAGUCUCUUGUAGCAAAGAACNCCCACCUCGCCCUCGAUGCCGCAAACAAAGUAGUCUACCUGCCCGCCCACUCUAGCUCCAAAGUCUCGGUCUUGUCUGGCGGCGGCGCAGGCCACGAACCCGCGUGGUGCGGUUACGUGGGCUCUGGCUUGCUCUCUGCCGCCAUCAGCGGAGAAGUGUUUGCUUCGCCGUCGACAAAGCAGAUCAUGGCCGCGGUGGAAAAGGUGCCCAGCGACAAGGGUGUCAUUCUGUGCAUUACGAAUUACACGGGAGAUAAUUUGCACUUUGGGUUGGCGAGGGAGAAGGUUGCUGGAUCUGGCAGGAAGGUGGGCAUGUUGAGGAUGACAGAUGAUGUUGGUCUGGGUAGGGAAAAGACGAGGAAGUUGGGACGGAGAGGAUUGGCCGGAAACAUGUUUGGUGAGUUCAGGAUGGGGGAAGUGGAAGAAGAGCGCAUGCUGACGAAUGGUGAUAUGCAGNUACUCAAACUCUGCGGUGCUGCCGCAGAAGAGGAUUACGACUUUGACACGUGCUUUGGCAUUGGCGAGAGCGUCAAUGGUCAUUGCGUUACCAUCGGGUCCUCGCUGGACUACUGCCAUAUUCCCGGACGUGCACAUCACGAAUCCCUACCUGCAAACACACUGUCUGUGGCUCAAGGCAUCCACAACGAAGCCAAAGAAAUUCCUCCGCCAGAUGAAUUGAUCCAGGAGUUGUUGCGCUAUCUUCUCGACGGAAACGACAAGGAUCGCGCAUUCGUCAACUUCACAUCGGAUGACGAGGUCGCCUUGCUCAUCAACAACUUCGGCGGCCUCUCGAAUCUCGAGCUUGAAGCCUUGACAGCCUUGACCAUCAGCCAUCUCAAGUCGGACUGGAACAUUUCGCCCACACGGGUGUACGCACAGCCCUUUGAGACGUCGCUUAACGCACCUGGCUUCAGCAUCUCGUUGCUCAACCUGAGCGGUGUGGCAAGAGAAACAAAGAUGGACGAGGAGAAAUUGUACGCGUUGCUGGACAAAGACACGAAUGCGCCAGCUUGGCCGAGAAACUCGUACGGUCAAGUCAAAGUCGACAGUCCGACACAAACAAGAGAUUCGCUUUCCGGACAUGAGAGCGUCACGUUUGGACCGAAGCUGGACGUGGCCACGUUCGAGGGCGCUCUCCGAAGUGCCUGCGAAGCCGCUGUGGCAGCCGAGCCCGACAUCACAAAGUGGGACAUCGUCAUGGGCGACGGCGACUGUGGCGAGGCGGUCGAGGGCAUGUGUAAGGGCGUCCUCACACAACUCUCGUCAGGGCUGGUUUCACGACACGACGGUGCGUUGUUGCCCAUCAUGGACGAGAUCGAGAGUGGUGUUGAGGAGAUUGGAGGCACGCUCGGAGCCAUCAUCAGCAUCUUGCUCGCUUCGUGGACUUCAGACCUCAAGAACACGUAUCGAGCCGACUCUUCUCUCAAGUUUGACGAGCAUGUGGCGGGUCGCAGUGCUGGGCAGGCAUUGAAGAACCUGCAGACGUAUACACCGGCGCGUGUGGGAGGACGAACAGUCAUGGACACGUUGAUUCCAUUCUGCGAGACGCUGUCGGAGCUGGGCGACUUGAAGGCGGCCGUGAUUGAAGCGGUCAAGGGCGCAGACAAGACUGAAGGCAUGCCGGCCGUGUAUGGGAGAGCGACGUAUGUCGGCGACAAGGUCAGCGACAAGGACGUGCCGAGGGAUCCUGGCGCAUAUGCCGCCUCGGUCUUCUUGCAAGGUCUGUGGGACGGGCUGAAGGACAAGCUGUAA
Molecule: messenger RNA, 1827 nt
Organism: Aureobasidium vineae
Lineage: Eukaryota; Fungi; Ascomycota; Dothideomycetes; Dothideales; Saccotheciaceae
Source: the annotation of a GenBank genome assembly